Messenger RNA from Vespa mandarinia (Asian giant hornet), 1706 nucleotides. Its product is annotated as clavesin-2. Lineage: Eukaryota; Metazoa; Arthropoda; Insecta; Hymenoptera; Vespidae. Gene Ontology annotation, molecular function: phosphatidylinositol bisphosphate binding. Gene Ontology annotation, cellular component: membrane. The record is from RefSeq and is a predicted model, not a curated record.
CUCCCUUUUUCUUUCCCUCUCUUUCUCUCUCUCUCUCUCUCUAUCUAUCUAUCUAUUUAUCUAUCUAUUUCUAUGUCUCGGUUUGAAAGGUCCUUCUAUUUUUUUUUUUCUAAAUCAGUGUAUCCAGUUCGGUGCAUUUUAAAUUCGAUUGAUUCAUCGAUAAUAUCUCGUGAAAUGAAGUUUUAAUCGAUCAUUUAAAAGAAAAAAAAAAAGAAAGAAAGAAAGAAAAAAGAAAAACGAGAGAGAGAGAAAGAGAACCGAAAUCAUCAAAAUAAAUACAUUCGAAGAAGAGUGAAAAAAAGAAAGUAAUUGGAACUGAAAAGAAAAGAAACGUAUCGUACGAUUGAUCUUUUAAUGAAUUAAAUUUAUUUAUUAUUAACGUUUGAAUGAACGCGCGUGUUGAAUGAUAACUACAGUGCUACGAAAUACCAGAUCAAAAAGAAUUCUUCCCGAUCUUUUGUGAGAAUCUAUAUCGUCGUCGUUAAAUAAUAUCGAAAAUAAACAUCAUUAUUAUGGGUAUGGAUGAACAACAAGAAUUCAGUUAUGAGUGUGGUCUAAGCAAGGAUACGCAAAAAAUGGCGAAGGAUGAACUUCGCGAGGAUGAUAAAAUGAGAGAACAAUCAUUGGAACAAUUCAGGCAAUGGAUUUUAAAACAUCCAUCAAUCAAAACUUGCAGGAUGGAUCCGAUCUUUCUCCUUAGAUUUUUAAGAACGAAAAAGUUUAGUCUACCGAUGGCACAGAAGAUGCUCGAAAGAUAUCUCACUGUAAGACAAUUAUAUCCCGAAUGGUUUCAAAAUCUUGACACCGACGAUCCGGAAAUAGAAGCCAUUAUAAACAGUGGCUAUAUCAUACCUUUGCUAGAGCGAGACGCUCAAGGACGAAAAAUCUUAUUCAUUUCCCCAGAACGCUUUAACCCAUACAAAUACACGUUGGCCCAGAUGGUACGCGUCCAUAGUAUCAUCUUCGAAGCUCUCUUGGACGACGAGGAAAAUCAAGUUCGCGGAUAUAACUACAUAAUAGAUGAGUCCGGCUUAACUAUGGGACAUCUAAGCGUCUGGUCUUUCACCGAUAUCCGUAACAUGCUAUAUUGCGCAGAGAAUAGUUUGCCUGUGAGACACAAGGAAACUCAUUUUAUCAAUAUACCAACAUAUGCUUCCAAGAUUAUUGAAUUUGCUAUGUCUUGUCUCAAAGACAAAUUCAGAAAUCGUAUUGUGAUACAUAAGAACAUCGAGGAAUUGAAAGAAUUUCUAGAUCCAAAGAUCCUGCCAAAGGAAUAUGGAGGCGAAGUUCCUCUUACGGAGAUGAUCGACACUAUUAAAAAGAUCUUAAAAGAGAAAAAGGAACAAAUAAAGGCUCUCGACAAAAUGCACAUUGAAAUUUCGCCAAAUGAAUAUCAGGCCGCAUACGAUGAAGAAUUUAGUGGUAUUUUUGGUUCCUUUCGUAAGUUAGAAGUGGAUUAAGAUCCCCCCUCCCCCUCCAUCCAUCCAUUGGUAUUCCAAUAUUAAUUCAUUGAUUUUCUUUUUUUGUUUUUGUUUCUUUUUUUUUUCCAUUGUUUAAACCGUAUCAAUGUAUAUUUGUUAGAGCAUCGUUACGGUUAAAAAUGUUUUUAAUUGUUCUCGUUCAUAUUUAUUUAUAGUUACGUUUUCAUAUUUUAUAUGAAAUUUAAAUUUUGUAUAGACAUCAUCGUUUUCUUUUAUUCUAAUGUU